AUGAAUAACGAGCAAUUUUGGCGGUUGCUGGCUGACCAGGGGUCCUCAAAAGCCAAGGACUCCAACGCAACGCCGGGCCGUGAUGCGUCGCGCGGCGGCGCAACCCCCGGCGGGCUAUUGGGAUCGCGAAUGCGAUCCAGUAUUCCCAUGACCCCACGAUCUGUGACGGGGGUCGAUUUCGGCCGCCAACUCGCUGAACAACGCCAAGGCGAUCGUCCCUCGAAGCGGUUCAAGUCUUCCGCUGCACCAAAGGGUACCGCGCUUCCAACCGGGUAUCAGGACCGCGCGCAAUUGCGCAAUUCCAAAGAAGGGGAUGAUGAACGUGGGGAGGAUCUCGAGACACGGAUCAAGGCACUAGAAGAUAUGGUCAAGCUAGGACAGAUCGAUCAAGCAACAUUCGACAAGCUUCGCAAAGACCUUGGAGUUGGAGGUGACCUUGGAAGCACGCAUAUGAUCAAGGGUCUGGAUAUGGACCUGCUUAGGAGGGUUAAAGCUGGCGAGGAUGUCUCACAAGCGGCUGAGAAGCCAGCACCAACGAUUGAAGAGCCAAAAGAGGAUGCGGAUGAGGAGUUUGAGCGCCUCAUGGAAGAGAAGGGACUAGAAGAAGUUGCAGCCGCCCCGAAGGAACAGAAAGAAAAGAAAAAGGGCAACAUGGCUCCACCGCCUGCCAAGCCGAAGACUCGCGAUGAGAUCUUACGCGAAUUGAAAGCCAAGCGGGCUGCUGCUUCUGCCCCUGUUCCACCUCCAGAAUCAACUUUGGGAUCGAAGUUCAAGAAGCUCAGCGACGGAAAGCCCGAGAAGAAGCGGUUUGUCGAGCGUGACGAGACCGGUCGACGCCGAGAGGUGCUUCUUAUCACGGACGCUCAAGGAAAUACCAAACGGAAGACUCGAUGGCUUGACAAGCCGAUUGACAUCGCUGCGGGAGAUCUUCCCAUGCCUGAUAAGGCUGCGAAACCCCUUGGUAUGGAGAUCCCGGCUGAGAUCGCUGCCCGCUCAGCUCCGCCUGAAGAUGAAGACGAAGAUAUCUUCGUUGGUGUGGGUGAUGACUAUAACCCACUCGCUGGCCUCGAAGGUGACGACGAUUCUUCUUCUGACGAGGAGGGUGAAACAGGCGAGUCAGCGCCGAGGAAACCGACCAAGGAUACUGUCAGCGAAACAGACAAUAAGACCAUGACUGAAACAGCACCUGCCAAACCAAGAAACUACUUUGGAGAAUCAACAACACAAGAACAGUCCGAUGACCGUUCCAAUCCUCUGACGAAGGAUCCUACGAUUCUGGCGGCGCUGAAGCGAGCCGCAGCCAUUCGUCAGACCUCUCCUUCCGAGGGCGAAGAAGGCGAGUCCUCUGAAGCAGCUCUUCGACACAAGCGGUUCCUUGAAGAGGCACGCCGUAGAGACGCCAUGGAUGCUGCAGAUAUGGACAUGGGAUUCGGAGAGAGCCGCAACGAGGAUGGCGAGGAUGAUGACCAGGUUUUGUUCGACUUUGACGAUGACAACCGAGGCGACAAGAAGAGGAAGCGUGGACCCAAGAAGAGGAAGGGUGACAAGGACAGCGCUGCUGAUGUUAUGCGUGUCGUUGAAGGCCGGAAAACGGACGCUUCUUGA
This is a messenger RNA of Penicillium nucicola, 1605 nucleotides long. RefSeq lists its product as uncharacterized. The record is from RefSeq and is a predicted model, not a curated record. Lineage: Eukaryota; Fungi; Ascomycota; Eurotiomycetes; Eurotiales; Aspergillaceae. Gene Ontology annotation, cellular component: nucleus. The coding region runs from base 1 to 1605 and encodes 534 amino acids. The transcript has 2 exons. Gene Ontology annotation, biological process: mRNA splicing, via spliceosome.